UUGAAAUGUGAUGAUGUAAAUUCAAACUUCUUGUGUUAGAGUCAUUUUCAAUUUUACACAGUUGUAAGUCAACAUUUUCCGCCAUAAUAUCUAAUUCUUCCUCAUUAUUUUCUCUUCUCUCUACAAACCAAAAAUACUUACUUUCAUUUCCAAGUUUUGAAAACAUCUCGUAACUAUUUAACUUGCAUUGCACAAGAGUACAGCGAUUUAAAGCUUUCUGACAAUAACAAGCUCAUUGAUUAAAAGUAGACCUUAAAAAAUGUGCAUUUAAAAUAUGAAUUGAACUGUGAAAAUUCCAUUUUCCAUUUCGAAUCAGUACACUUUAAACUAUACAGCAGGAAAUUUUCAGAAAAAGCAUUUCAUUUCUCGUCCCUCAAGAAGGUUGUUCCUAUAAAAUAAACAGAAAGUAGAAAGCGACAAUGAAACAAGCCACUCUUUUUGCUAUAUUUCUAGUGUUACUAUUUCAGCAAAGUUUACAAAAUGAGGGCCAUGUUGGACUUUUAAAAGCUUCCGUUCGCGCCAAAACAGGGUAUAUUGCAAGAUGCCCACCUGCAAAAUACAUAAACAACGGAGAAUGUGUGGAUCAGUGCCCUCCAUUCAAAAUUUCAAUAUUUAAUGGCUUUGCAAAAAUAUGCGUAACAAGAAAUGAGAUCUCUUCUUGUCCGACCGGUUCUUGCAACAACUUUUGUUACAAGCUAGAAUGUGUGAACAUGUGUCCAUAUUACACAUUUGACUUGAACACCUCAUGUAUUGUACGGUGUCCCAAAGAUGCUAAUUUUGUUGUAACUCUUAACUGUGAUGAUGAUUGCUUUUUUGUAAUGAAAACAUGCUAUUCAAAGUGCCCCGAUUCUUAUUAUUAUUUGAUGAAAACACCUUAUUUUGACUGGUGUUUAAAACAAUGUCCAAUAUACACCGCUAAGAAUAAUUUCACUUGUGAACUAUCGUGCAGUACUGACAAACAAUACCUUUUUAACAACACAUGUUUGAAGGCUUGUCCAUCUAGUCAUAAGUACAUGUUCCUUCAUGUUUCUAAAUUCAAUGAAAUCUUAAUGUGUACCGAUAAUUGCCAUGAUCGAGUGCUAUAUGGAAAUCAAUGCAUUUCAAAGUGUCCUUCAUUAACUGUUUUGUACAAUGGAACUUGCUCUACUGGCUGUCCAUCAACACACCCUCUUCUUUAUUCUUCGCAGUUGAAAUUUCGGGAUGACAUUCAGCUCAAUAGGUCUGACCUUGCAUGUGUCAGUGAAUGUGGGAAUGAUUACAGCAUUUUUAAUUCUACAUGUGUUGCAGAUUGUCCUGACUCAUUUCCAUUUUCACUCAACGGAACUUGUACGCAGGAAUGCGCCGAUGAUAAACCAGUCCAUGUAGAAAAACAGACAAAGUGCAUUCCAUCAUGUCCCUUGGAUUAUUUUCUCUUUAACGAUACAGGCAUAUGUUAUGACCGAUGCCCGAAAUCAUAUGUGUAUACGUACAAUCAGACAUGUCACUCAGAAUGUCCAGAUUAUCUCCCUUUCCAACUGACACGUCAAAAGAAAAGUUUUAUUCUAAUUGGUCAUUCAUUUCAACCCGUUUUGUAUUAUGAAUGUGUCGAAAUGUGCCCCAAUCUACAUUAUCAACAACAAUGUGUUGAUGUUUGUCCAUUAAAUGCUAAAUAUAAAUCAUUCAAAUCCUGUGUAAAUCAAUGCUCUGGGGAUCUCCCUUUCUAUCUUACUUUAACAAUGCAAUAUGUUUUCUAUGCACAUGAAAAGGAAACUAUUUGCGUUAAGUCGUGUCCUGCAUACUAUGUUAAUCAUACAAAAGUUUGUACAUCAACAUGCCCCUCAGACUCUAUGUUUCUUUUCAACAAUAUUUGUCUAAAGCGUUGUCCGUUAACGAAAAAAUUUGGAGAAAAAAGUCAUUCAUUUUACGUGUGCGUUCAAAAAUGUCAACAUUUGUCUUUCAAUAACAUAUGUGUUGAUAAAUGUCCAAAUGCUGCAAAAUAUAAUUCAAAUUCAACUUGUGUAAGCAAAUGUAGUAACUCAUUAUUACCUUACUAUUACUUAAAUACAACCAAAGUCAGAGCCCGUUACUACGGCUACAAGAUGGAAACAAAUUUCUACUGCUUGGCGUCAUGUCCGUCGAAUUUAUUUGGCUUUGAACAUAGAUGUGUUGAUAAAUGUCCGAAAGCAACAUUCUAUUUUGGAAAGAAAUGUUUAUUUGACUGCCCACUGUCUUAUCCAUAUAAAAUACCGCCAUUACAAAAAUGUGCAAAUGUUUGUCCAAACACGACAUAUUUAUAUAACAGGACGUGUGUUCCAAUGUGUCCAGACAGUACGUUUCAGUUUCAAAACAGAUGUGUUUCAGAGUGUCCAGACUCUCACUCGUGGAUUUAUACAAAGAAUGCUUCUGCAAAGCAUGUUCAAUACCUAUGCGUUGAUGUUUGUCCAGUAGCUACUUUUGAAUUUAAACCUAAUAAACUUUGCUUUGAUAAAUGUCCAGAUGGUUUCUUCAUUGACCGUAAUGAAUGUGUGAAAACAUGUCCAAAGAACAGAAAACUGGUAAACAACUCCACAAAAGAGUGUACAAUGAACUGUACCGGCAUGUACCUGCAGGGAAAUUUUUGUGUGAAUCUCUGUGUCGAAGAAAUGUUUAUAUUUCAAAAUUCAUGUGUGAAUUCAUGUCCCUCUUCACAUCCUCUUAAAUAUAUAACCAACAAUAAAAUACUAACCCAAAAGUUUUGUGUCAAAGAAUGUUUAAACAACACAUAUAUUUUCAAUGCAUCAUGUUUCGACGUUUGCCCAAAAGGGCUCCUUGCUUAUAAUAGAGAUUGCUUAAAGGUAUGUCCGUCGUCACAUCAAAUUAUUAAUGUCAUUACAAGAGAAUGUGUCCAGAAAUGUCCAAGGAAUCUUGUUUUAUCAUAUCCCAAUAAAUGCGAGAAAAGGUGUCCAUCUGGGAAACAAUUUAUUGAAAAUGGAAUUUGUCUAAGCUCCUGCAAGAACAACACCCGUUUAUACUAUCCAACUUCAAAUGGAUACCUCUGUACACACUCGUGUUCAGGUGAAUAUGUCCAGCUUCAAGAGACAAAUCGUUGUGGGAAAAAAUGUCCCUUCAACAGAAUCAUAAUUGAUGAAAUUUGUAUGCUUUAUGAAAAAUGCACAGAUCAUCCACUCAUCGAAUACACAGCCAAGGGCAAAGUCUGUAAACAUGGAUGUUCUGCUGGAAUGUAUCUGAAUGGGACCAAUUGUAUAGAUUCUUGUCCAAAAGAUAUGUUUAUUCUUAACAAGACUUGUGUACAGACUUGUCCAGAGUCAGCUCCGUAUCUGUGGAAGAGUUUUGGGAUGACUUUCUCUCGAAAAUGUUUGCCUCGUUGUCCAUUUUUUACGGUUAUGAAUAGCUCUAAUUGCAUUCUAGUAGAAGAGUGCAUUGGAUUCCUUGGUGAAAAGAAUAACGCUAUUCAUAACGGAAAAUGCGUUCCAGAAUGUCCCUAUGGGUCUGUGGAAUUUAAGGACAAAAAAUGUAGAUAUAGAUACGAGUUUAUUUUACCAAUCGUUAUAUGUUCUGUCAUUUUUAUUGGCCUUGUUACAUCAAUUUGUAAGAUGGUGUCGUGUAGGAUGAAGAAAACUAAUACGAAUACGCAACAAAGGUCUGAUGGAAUAGAUAAACAAAAUGAAUUCACCAGCUUAAUUGAGGACGAAACUGAAGCAAAAAGCAUAAUCGAAGGCUUUGAAAGACAAUCAAUCGAGGACAAUGAAUUUACAGGUUCUUUCCAACCCGGAAAUAAUAUCAAAAGUGUGAUAGACGAUGAAAAACGUCUCCCUAAUGAAGACGAUAAUUUACAAGGCUUGAUCCAUAGCAAGGCAUCAGUUAAAGAUACCUCCGAAAACGACGAAAGACAGCCAAAUGAGACAGAAAAUAAAGUAACUAUAGAUGUACAUGAAAUUUAAUGUUACCUAACAUCAAUGCUUGCUGCGACCAUUUUUUUUCUUAUUGACUUAUAGUUUUUUCCGAGCGUAAAGAAUAUUUUUGCUCAAAAGCGCAAUUAUUUUUGCACUAUAUUUUGUAAAAUAAA
This is a messenger RNA of Saccostrea cuccullata (small rock oyster), 4045 nucleotides long. Its product is annotated as proprotein convertase subtilisin/kexin type 5-like. The record is from RefSeq and is a predicted model, not a curated record. Bases 420 to 3920 code for a protein of 1166 amino acids. The transcript is spliced from 4 exons. Lineage: Eukaryota; Metazoa; Mollusca; Bivalvia; Ostreida; Ostreidae.